This is a messenger RNA of Salvelinus sp. IW2-2015, 1076 nucleotides long. The record is from RefSeq and is a predicted model, not a curated record. Lineage: Eukaryota; Metazoa; Chordata; Actinopteri; Salmoniformes; Salmonidae.
AUGGAAACCAAACAAUCAAGAAUCUCAACCUACGACAAAUACAAACAGCCAACAAGAUCCCUUCAGGUGUGUUUUGACCAGGUGACAGAGGUACGAGGGUUCAAUGACUCACAGAAGGAGGAGUACUUCAGGAAGAGAUUCAGUGAAGAGGACCUGGCCAGCAGAAUCAUCUCACACAUAAAGACAUCAAGGAGCCUCCACCUCAUGUGUCACAUUCCUGUCUUCUGUUGGAUUUCUGCAACAGUCCUUGAACACAUGCUGAACCAUAAGAGAGAAGAGAUGCCCAAGACUCUGACUGAGAUGUACACACACCUUGUGGUGUUUCAUACCAAACAGAAGAAUGAAAAGUAUCUUGGGAACGAAGAGACAGGUCCACACUGGAAUAAAGAGAGCAUUCUGUCACUGGGAAAACUGGCUUUUCAACAGCUUGUGAAGGGCAAUCUGAUUUUCUAUGAAGAAGACCUGAAAGAGGCUGGCAUUGAUGUCAAUGAAGCCUCAGUGUACUCAGGAUUGUGCACACAGCUCUUUAAAGAGGAAUGUGGGCUGUACCAGGACAAGGUGUACUGCUUCGUACAUCUGAGCAUUCAGGAGUUUCUGGCUGCUGUAUAUGUGUUCCUCUCAUUCAUCAACAACAAUGAGAAUCUAAUGGACAAACUGCAUUCAACGUCCUUUUCUGUGAAGAAAAGACGCAAGCGUAAAGUUACUGUCUACAAGAGUGCUUUGGAUGAGACUUACAAAGUGAGACAGGACCUGGACCUUUUCCUCCGCUUCCUUCUGGGCCUCUCACUGGAGUCCAAUCAGAAGCACUUACAAGGUCUACUGACAAAGUCAAGCAGCUCACAGAGCCAUGAAGAAACAGUGAUGUACAUCAAGAAGAAGAUCAGGGAGAAUCCUCUCCAGAGAAGAGCAUCAAUUUGUUCACCUGUCUGAAUGAACUGAAUGACCAUUCUCUAGUGGAGGAGAUCCAAAGCUACCUGAGCUCAGGAAGUCUCUCAGAAGCCAACCUGUCACCUGCACAGUGGUCAGCUCUGGUCUUUGUGUUGCUGACUUCAGAAAAGGAGCUGGAUGUGUUUUGA